Messenger RNA from Malania oleifera, 2075 nucleotides. RefSeq names its product protein kinase PINOID. The record is from RefSeq and is a predicted model, not a curated record. NCBI's taxonomy places the organism in Eukaryota, Viridiplantae, Streptophyta, Magnoliopsida, Santalales, Ximeniaceae. The transcript is spliced from 2 exons. Gene Ontology annotation, biological process: protein phosphorylation. Gene Ontology annotation, molecular function: ATP binding; protein serine/threonine kinase activity. Bases 534 to 1892 code for a protein of 452 amino acids. Gene Ontology annotation, cellular component: nucleus; plasma membrane; cytoplasm.
AAAUAUCCCCCCAACGACCUUCCUUACGAGCUUCUCUCUCUCUCUCUCUCUCUCUCUCUCUCUCUCUGACCCCGUACGGGCGCAGCGUGAGGCUCUGCGAAAACCCUAAUCAUCUGCUGCCGCAGGCUCAAAAGCUUUUAACUUGCUCCGAAGCUCCUUCAAUGGCGGUUCUUGCGUGGUGAAACAAACUCCUCAAAAGCCAGUUCUCAAAUUCUCCAUAUUCUCGUCUUCGAGAGUCGCCAUCGCUGGACUUAAAUUUCAUCGCCAUUUUAAUCCGUAUCUGAUUCCUCCACAGCUCAACCAGAACUUCUAGAAAAAAAAGGGUAUAUAUAGUUCAUUGUUUCUAAGCAUCGUAGUUAAUGACUAUAUAUAUUACAUAUAUAUAUAUUAUUCUUCGUCUAGAAGAGAUUCUAAUCGGCUUCUUCCUUUCGCUUUUUGACUACUACCAUUCAUGUCCUUCGUUGAACUAAAUCAAAAUAAAGUUCAGAGUUUCGGAGAGGAAAUAGAAGAAAAUUGGGAUCUGGGUAUUUAAGAUGUUAGAACAUCUUCGCGAUUCAGGCGGCGAAAGAAUUAGUCGGGAAAUUUUAAAUUCAAGUCAGAGUUCAUCAAUGAGCAGCGAGAGCAGUUUCAGCCGUCUCUCAUUCGACGCCACGGUCGAGCUCUCGCCGUCCACCCACUUGCCGGAAAAUCUGGCGCCGAAGCCUCAUCAGGCGUCGGACUCUGCCUACGAAGCGAUUCGCUCGGCCUCUGUUUGCCGGAAAACAGGGCUGGGUUUCAGGGACUUCGAGCUGGUGCGGCAGAUCGGGAGCGGCGAUAUCGGGAAGGUGUACCUGUGCCGGCUCCGGAGCUCCGGCGAGGAAAGUCGGGUUUAUGCUAUGAAAGUGGUGGAUAAGGAGGCUCUGGCAUUGAAGAAGAAGAGUCAUAGGGCGGAGAUGGAGAAGAAAAUAUUGAAGAUGGUGGAUCAUCCUUUCUUGCCUAGUUUAUAUGCUCAUUUUGAAGAUUCGCAUUUCUCCUGUAUAGUUAUGGAGUUUUGUUCUGGUGGCGACUUGCAUAACCUUAGACACAAGCUGCCUCAGAAACGUUUUUCUCUGAGCUCCGCAAGGUUUUAUGCGGCAGAGGUUCUGGUAGCCCUGGAGUACCUCCACAUGCUGGGAAUCAUCUACAGAGACCUAAAGCCCGAAAACGUACUAGUCAGAUCGGACGGUCACAUCAUGCUCUCGGACUUUGACCUAUCCCUAUGCUCCAGCGCGAUCCCAGCCAUUGAAGGCCCUGACACCUCUCCAAACACGCUGACCCAUGCGGCCCCACGCAGCACCCGCCCACAUGCGAUCCCUCUCUCCUGCCUCUCCAACCGGCUGUUCCGGUCGCGGAAGGUGCAAACGUCGUCCAGCAGCCGGCUGUUCGUGGCGGAGCCGGUAGCCGCUCGGUCAUUCUCCUUCGUUGGGACCCAUGAGUAUGUGGCCCCGGAAGUGGCCUCGGGUCGGCCCCACGGUAACGCCGUGGACUGGUGGGCCUUCGGAAUCUUCAUCUACGAGAUGAUCUACGGACGGACGCCUUUCUCCGGCGUAUCCAACGAGGCGACGCUGCGAAAUAUCGUAAAAAUGCCCUUAACAUUCCCCAAUGCCAUGCAAGCCCAAGCAUGCGAAGGUGAGCACCACGCGCGGAGCCUUUUGACCCGGUUGCUGGAUAAGGACCCGAAUACGCGACUCGGGUCAAAGCGCGGAGCGGCCGAAGUCAAAACCCACCCGUUCUUCGUAGGCCUUAAUUUUGCUCUUGUACGGUCGCUGGCGCCGCCCGAGAUUCCGGGCCUCAGACGACUCAGAACGACGUCAUCCUACCGCGGGAGGAGUAGUACAAGUAGGAGACGAUCUACGGCGUUCGAUUACUUUUAAAUGGUAUGAUGCUCGCCACGUGUAACGCCGUCCUACGUACAGUUUUCAUUGGCCGGAUAUAAAUGUAUAUGCUUUGCACCUCUCUCAAGUCCCUGUAAGGGAAGAUUUUUUUUUGGUUUAUUAUCUUUUACGUGUUGCUUAAGGUGAUGUUAAGAAAUAAAAAUUUUGAAUCCAAAAUUAAAA